GGAUUCUCCUCAUGGAUCCUUCUCUGAGGUCUCUGCAAUCUAGACGCCAAGGAAAUCCCUAAGCAGAGAUUUUCUGUUAGAUGAUAAAAGCGAGGAAUAAAAAUUGAACCUUUGGAAAAUGUCUCAACAUGUAUAUCAUCAUACCCGCCCAAGGGCCAUUUCCAGUACCCUGUUGGGUAAUGUAUCGAUGUUCUGUGCAAGACUCAGGACAAUUAAGAGGAAAGAUGUUCAAUGUCAGGCAUUUGUGAAGAGAUUCUUAAGGAGUAAACUGUUUAAGAUAAUUAUGAUUAGCACCAUCUCACUUAAUGCCUUUUUGGUGGUCUUGUGGACUGAUUAUAAAACAAGAUACAACUUGUUCACACUUUUUGAGGUCUCAGAGAUCUUCUUUGUGGCCAUAUAUAGCGCCGAGUUCUAUAUGAAGCUCUACGUGGACCCCAUUGACUUCUGGAAGGACGGCUACAAUCUGCUAGACUUGACCAUCAUCAUCGUUAUCUCAAUCCCCUAUGCCCUCCGCAAGAUCAAGGGCAAGCACUACCCUCACCUCAAGAUUGCUAAUGGCAUGCAGUCUCUGCGCAUCCUCAAGCUUAUCACCUACAGCCGGGGCAUCCGGACGCUCAUCACCGCCAUUGGGCAGACAUUCUACACUGUGGCCUCUGUGCUCAUCCUGUUCUUCAUCCUGAUGUACAUCUUCGCUAUCCUGGGCUUCUGCCUGUUUGGAGAUCCAGAUAAGGGUGACCUGAAAAACUGGGGGAACCUGGCUGUGGCCUUCUUUACCCUCUUCAGCUUGGCGACGGUCGAUGGCUGGACAGACCUGCAGCAGCAGCUGGACGACAGGAAUUUUAUUCUGAGCCGAGCAUUCACCAUCAUCUUCAUCUUGCUUGGCUCCUUCGUCUUCCUCAGCAUGUUCGUGGGUGUGAUGAUCAUCCACACCGAGAACUCCAUCAAAAAGUUUGAGCGGGAGCUGAUGCUGGAGAGGCACAUGACGCUCAUGAAAGAGAAGCAGGUGAUCGUGAAGCGGCAGCAGGAGGAGGUCAGCAGGCUGAUGAAGACACAGGCAAAUGUUGACUACAAAAGUUUUGGUGAGCUGGUGGAGAACUUCAAGAACACCCUGCAGCACACUGACCCCAUGGUCUUGGAUGAUUUUGCCACUAGCCUGCCCUUCAUCGACAUCUAUUUGUCCACUCUGGACAACCAGGACACUACGAUUUACAAGCUCCAAGAGCUGUAUUACGAGAUUGUGCACGUGCUGAACCUGAUGCUCGAAGACAUGCCCCAGAAGAAGCAGUCGCUUUCCUCAGCAAAGAUUGACGAGAAGUAGUGUGGCUGGGCACCCGGCGCCGAGGGCUCCCAGGCUGGGGCAGCCCCCAUUAAACACAGGCUUUCUGAA
Messenger RNA from Eptesicus fuscus (big brown bat), 1387 nucleotides. It is a transcript of the gene CATSPER3, whose product is annotated as cation channel sperm associated 3. NCBI's taxonomy places the organism in Eukaryota, Metazoa, Chordata, Mammalia, Chiroptera, Vespertilionidae. Gene Ontology annotation, cellular component: membrane. Gene Ontology annotation, molecular function: monoatomic ion channel activity. The transcript is spliced from 8 exons. Gene Ontology annotation, biological process: monoatomic ion transport; transmembrane transport. Bases 119 to 1318 code for a protein of 399 amino acids. The record is from RefSeq and is a predicted model, not a curated record.